AACGAACAACAAUAAAAUAACGGGAGUCUUCUUUUGGUUUGCUCCGUUCGACUCUUCCGGACAACUCAUCGGCGCAUACCUAGACUCGCAGGUCCUGCUCCAACCCAAACGGCCUUCUCCAGGAAACCCCACUGCAGCAGAGCAGCAGUCGUUAAUCACGAAUCAGUAUGGCGCUAGCAUCUCAAAUACAAUCAAGUACUACCAGCCAACCUGUCAAACGGGACCUUGACUUGACACAAGAAGACAUGGGUUUCGAAGGAGCUGCCGAUGAACCAAAUGAAGAUGCUGUGCAUUUUUGUCUUUUGGCCGAAUUUGAUAUCGAUGCAGGAGCAACGUUGGCGCAUCAGUAUCCUUAUCCUACCGGUACGGAUGAGCAUCGAUUAGCAGAACUAAUGCUUCCGGAUGGGGCCCAUCUUCGGCCUGAAGAUUGGACAAUAUUCUAUCUCGGUCAGACAGCCUCCUCCGCUGUUGAUCCUUUACUGUCCCACGAAUCAGAGGCAUCACUGCAGACGCGUACAUCAACAGAUUCAGAUGGAAAAGCUAGCACUAUGAUGACAUCCAGUCGUGCUAUGAGAGGCGUUGCAGGAGGUGGUUUGCUGUAUGUUCUGAACUGCGUGAGGAUGAAAGAGGACAAGAAGAUGCGGAGAGGAGCAAUGGUGAAAGCUAUGGCGAUAUGUACACCAAAUCCCUAUGUCGGAAUCUACAAGCCGCUUCUUCUCCUCGCCUUAGAAGAAUACUUCAACAAUCCCUCCCCCGAAAUCAUGACGCGGCUGUACGAUUCUGCCAACGGUAUAUCCACCUCUGGCAUGCCCCGCCUUUCCCGAAAUGAACGUAUCCUCCUCCGAUCAUCUGAACAAAAAGAUUUGUUCGAGGAGAAGUUUGGUCUUUACGAACUUGGAAAUGAAACGCAAGAGAUUUUUGAAGAAGGCAGCAGUGAAGCGGGGAAUAGCUCUGCAGAAGGUAUGUCGAAGAGUGAAGAAGGACAAACUUUCACCAGGGGACACCGGAAAACGAUGAGCAGUAACUCUGGCAGAAGGAUGAUUAGGAAAGGGAGCGCUACUUCUCCACAUUUCUACCUUGGGACACCUUCGUCAAGAGAAGGUCGCAUAACGCCCGAAUUCGGGUACGGAGAGUUCGGACGUAGGAAAGGCGUACCCAGGGAUACGCAUUUUUUUGAGACCGAAGCUAGGUUCAAAAAGAUUACAGUACCCAUAAGAAUACCCAUGGCCAUUUUCGAGGAGGAUGUGGGCGAUUACUCUCUGAUCGAGCUAGUCCAAACAUUCUCCCAAAACCCUGCUCCCUUUCAACCACCCUUCCAUGCUCAUCUCCACACCAACGGUGCUAAUACCCAUCCUAUCAUUCUCAUCCUCAACGCCCUCCUCGCCAACAAGCGAGUCAUGUUCCUCGGUCACGGUCUACCCGCCAACCAAGUCGCGCGAAUGGUCCUCGCUGCUUGUGCAUUGGGUUCUGGCUGUGGACAAGUACUCCGAGGCAUGACUGAAUGUGCUUUCCCUUAUGCCAAUCUCGCGAGUCUAGACAUCUUGGAAGAAUUCCCAGGGUACGUGGCAGGUGUGACGAACCCGAGGUUUGAGGAAUUGCCCAUGACAUGGGAUGUACUUUGUAACCUUGAAACUGGUAAAGUGACGGUGUCAAAAAAUGUCAAGUCGGCCAGUGUGAGCAUGGGCUCAAUCGGCAGUGGUCGAUCGUCAGAGAUCAGCUUGAGUGCUAGUAUUGUCAAGGUCGAUGAUGAUAAUACGAUGGGUACGCCUCAGGCAAAGAUGGUUUCGGUGUCUAAAGCGGACUGUGUUGAUAACCAAUUUAUGGACGAAAUCAUUGCGGCAAUGUCAUCGCAUUACGGCGAAUCCAACAUCCGACUUCGAUUUACCGAUUAUCUUAACCGAUUCGUUCGUCUUGCGGCUCACCAAGAGUACUCCCACACGGGUUCGACUAAAAUUGGAUACCCUACCACAACUUUUCAAAAUGGGCAGCUGGGAAGCGGAGUUGUGUUUGCAGAUGAUCAGAUGAGACAGAGGGAAAUGUGGGCUCAUGGGCAUAGGAUUGAAGCAUGGAGAAAGACAAACAGCUACAAGCUUUUUGCCAAAGAUUGGGAUUCCAGAGUCAAACGUCGAGCUAUUGAAUUCGAUGUUCAACACCAACUCUCGCGCUUACGAAUGUGCAAAAAUAUGUCUGAUGGCGAAGCAGAUGCCAUAUUUUCUGCGCUUUCCAACGGUGUGAGAACAUAUGAGCAGGUUGUUGAGCUUUUGACUCAUUUGCCCCCGCACGGAGGAGGAAUCAUGCCCAUUGCCAACGGCCUAUUCCAUCAGUGGCUUGGUGUGAGGGAAAACACGGUAGAGCUGCUGCUGAAUCUGCAGCAGUAUCCCGUUGGACGGCACGCUGUUCUCGCGAUGAACUAUUUCCAUCGCAAGACCUUUGCUCAACUCCUCGAACGUCGAGAGCUUGCUCAUCGCCAUCAGCCAGAACGUCAGUUGGAGCAAGAACGUCCAUUUGGGUCCGGAUCACCUACGUCAGCCCCCCAUGGAGAUGAUUUCUUGUCGCCAAGGACGACGAUCACCCCACAAAGUGCUGUUCAGUCGUAAUGUCUUUGAAGGUCGGAUGAUGGAGGGCGGUCAUGCGUUCAGGUAAUGAGUCCGUAAUCUGUUGUAACUCAUUGUACAUUGGGCUUUGGAUGCUAUGCACAUACUGCAUCGAAACUUGAA
Molecule: messenger RNA, 2717 nt
Organism: Cryptococcus deneoformans JEC21
Lineage: Eukaryota; Fungi; Basidiomycota; Tremellomycetes; Tremellales; Cryptococcaceae
Exons: 7
Coding region: 168-2597 (809 amino acids)
Biological process (GO): actin cortical patch localization
Cellular component (GO): plasma membrane
Source: RefSeq, a predicted model, not a curated record